CGGGGCCCGGGCCAGGAGGCAAGCAAAGGCUACCAAGAGGAAACACCGCGCGUCCAGUGAAGCUCCCCCAGCAAAACGGAGGGAUGAAAUGUCGUUUCUGUCGGCCAAGAAAACUAGUGUGAAAGAAACUCAAAGGACUUUCAAGGGAAAGUUGCAAAAAAAUUUUUCUCCCAAGAAGCAUUUGGUUAACACUGGUGACAGAAAGCAAGAGGAGAAACCAUGCAUUAAGACUUCAUCGUUGUUUAAAAACAACCCUGAAAUCCCAGAACUCCCCAGACCUGUGGUAAAGCAGGCGCGAGAGCAAGUGUUCACUCCCGAGGCUUUCCAGGAGCUGGGCCUCCACCCUCAUCUAGUUUCUACAAUAAACACAGUCUUAAAAGUAUCCAGUAUGACCAGUGUUCAGAAGCAAAGUAUUCCUGUGUUGCUGGAAGGCCGAGAUGCCCUCGUGCGGUCCCAGACGGGCUCAGGUAAAACGCUUGCCUAUUGCAUCCCGGUGGUCCAGUCCCUUCAAGCAAUGAAGUCAAAAAUACAGCGCAGCGACGGUCCCUAUGCUCUGGUGCUGGUGCCAACGAGGGAGCUCGCUCUACAAAGCUUUGACACUAUCCAGAAACUGCUUAAGCCAUUCACCUGGAUUGUGCCUGGAGUGUUGAUGGGUGGAGAGAAGAGAAAAUCAGAAAAAGCCAGACUCCGCAAAGGAAUAAAUAUCCUCAUCUCAACUCCUGGACGGCUGGUGGAUCAUAUAAAAUCCACAAAGAACAUUCAUUUUAGCCGGAUUCAGUGGCUGGUCUUGGAUGAGGCAGACAGAAUCUUGGAUUUGGGUUUUGAAAAGGAUAUCACUGUGAUCCUCAAUGCUGUAAAUAACGAGUGCCAGAAGCGGCAGAACGUCUUGCUGUCGGCCACACUCACAGAAGGUGUGACACGGCUAGCAGAUAUCAGUUUACACAAUCCAGUCAGCAUUUCUGUCAUGGACAAAAGCAAUGACCAGUCCACCCCACAGGGCAGAGCAGUCCAGGACGCUGGUCCUCCACAGACCAUCGACAGCUUUGCGAUACCAGAGAGUCUCGAGCAGCAUGUGACCUUGGUCCCCAGCAAGCUGCGCCUAGUCUGCCUAGCGUCCUUCAUCCUACAGAAAUGCAAGUUUGAGAAGGACCAGAAGAUGAUUGUCUUUUUCUCCAGCUGCGAGCUGGUGGAGUUCCACUACAGCCUCUUCCUUCAGACCCUGCUGAGCCACACAGGGGCCCCCGCGUUGGGGCAGGCGCCAUCUGCCUCCACACGAUUAAAAUUCCUGCGGCUGCAUGGCAACAUGGAGCAGGAGGAAAGAACAGCAGUGUUUCAGGAAUUCUCACAUUCCAAAGCAGGCGUCCUCCUUUGCACGGACGUUGCAGCUCGGGGCUUAGAUCUCCCGCAAGUCACGUGGAUUGUUCAGUACAAUGCUCCGUCUUCACCUGCGGAAUACAUCCACCGGAUUGGAAGGACUGCCCGGAUUGGCUGCCAUGGGAGCAGCCUGCUCAUUUUGGCGCCUUCGGAGGCAGAAUAUGUCAACUCGUUGGCUUCUCACAAAAUCAACAUUUCUGAGAUUAAGAUGGAGGAGAUUCUGUCCAUUCUGGCGCGGGAUGAUUGUUUUAAAGUGAGGCGGAAGGAAAAUCGGAAAUCCCAUGCUGUUGGCCCCCAGGAAAUCCGAGAGCGAGCCACGGUCUUACAGACCGUAUUUGAAGAUUACGUGCACUCCAACGAGAGGACGGUCUCCUGGGCCAAAAAAGCUCUGCAAUCCUUCAUCGGAGCCUAUGCCGCCUACCCCAGGGAGCUGAAGCAUAUCUUCCAUGUGCGAUCCCUCCACCUCGGCCAUGUGGCUAAGAGCUUUGGGUUGAGAGAUGCUCCCAAGAACCUCGGCGUGUCGGCCAGGAAGAGGAGGAAAGCAAUGCCAAAAAGGCCUGACCUUCGCAAGAAGCCACGGCAUAAACAGCGCCUCGCUGAGGUCCUCCGCUCGGAAUACUCAAGUGGGCUGGAGGCCGGCGGCGCCAAGGUCAGGAGGCGGAGCGCACAGGAGGCCGGCAGCCGCACCGUGGGAAAGAUCCAGUAGAUCCUCCCCGAACCACAGAAGCCCAGAGAGGCCGACAGAAGGACACCAGGCCUCCCAGAAGGUUUUUUAAAUCCCGCUCCACAGGACUGGUCUGAGUGGUCCUAGAGGCCCCGGCAGCACUGGGUGGAUGUCUUCUCACCUGAAAAAUACCUGUGACACCUUGUGAGCACUAAGUCUCCAGGACGCCUGGGGGCCAGGCGGAGCCCAGGUUAGAAGGAGUGGCAUGGGCCACAGGCACAGUGGCAGGCAGCACUGACUACGGAAAGAGGUCGCACGCAGCCGUCAGGACCAGGCCCACCUGGCACCCAGUGUCCUGAGCGUGGGGCGGCCCACCUUGACUACAGCCCUGUGCGUGUGUGGAUUGCGUGACUCUUGUAUAGCAGGGUGUUAAAACUGGAUUGGAAUUUGAACCAAAAAAAGAAAAUGUAUUUGUCAAGUA
Chinchilla lanigera (long-tailed chinchilla) is the source of this 2519-nucleotide messenger RNA. It is a transcript of the gene Ddx31, whose product is annotated as DEAD (Asp-Glu-Ala-Asp) box polypeptide 31. Gene Ontology annotation, biological process: ribosome biogenesis. Gene Ontology annotation, molecular function: RNA helicase activity; nucleic acid binding; ATP binding. The record is from RefSeq and is a predicted model, not a curated record. Gene Ontology annotation, cellular component: nucleus. Lineage: Eukaryota; Metazoa; Chordata; Mammalia; Rodentia; Chinchillidae.